Molecule: messenger RNA, 857 nt
Organism: Hibiscus syriacus
Lineage: Eukaryota; Viridiplantae; Streptophyta; Magnoliopsida; Malvales; Malvaceae
Product: deSI-like protein At4g17486
Exons: 4
Coding region: 147-857 (236 amino acids)
Biological process (GO): protein deubiquitination
Molecular function (GO): deubiquitinase activity
Source: RefSeq, a predicted model, not a curated record
CUCCUGCAGGAAAAAAAUAGAAAGGGAAAUCAGAUCCUUUUAGCCUCAAUACAUAGUUUGAUCUCAGCGAGUCCUAACAUACUGAAACAAAAGAAAACACAAUACUGGGAUUUUUGUAAAUCUUAUACGGCAAACUCUUUUUUUUUAUGUGUGCGUUUGUGUCAACGAGAAGAAAAAAGAUGGGGGCGGGGGGAGAAUCUUCAAGUUCUAGCUCUGGGAAUCAAAAUGGGUGCUCUAACGACGUAACCAAUGUGAUUUUGAAUGUAUAUGAUCUAACUCCUAUCAAUAAUUACUCUUAUUGUCUUGGUUUCGGGAUUUUCCACUCCGGUAUUGAAGUUCAUGGUAAAGAGUAUGGAUUUGGGGCACAUGAUUUUCCAAUUAGUGGAGUUUUUGAAGUAGAGCCAAAGAGCUGCCAUGGUUUUAUCUACAGAUGUUCUAUCGCAUUGGGAUGCAUACACAUGCCUUUCUCUGAAUUCAGAACAUUGAUCGAGAGUGUAGCUUCUGAGUACCAUGGAGAUACCUACCACCUCAUCUCCAAGAACUGUAACCACUUUACAGAUGACAUAGUGCAUAGAUUGACUGGCAAACAUAUCCCCGGAUGGGUAAACCGGCUGGCUCGGAUAGGUUAUUUAUGCAGCUGUCUGCUUCCUGAAAGCCUUCAAGUAACCACAGUGAAACGCUUACCUGAAUACCACGAAAUAGAAGAAGGAAUUGAAACUGUCUCAAUAGCCAGGGCCCGCGACUCGACAGAAAUCGACGAUACAGAUACGGAGAAGCAGUUGCUCUCACCAAAAGAGGGACCUUCGGAUAUAUCUUUUAUUAAAGAAGCUCGAACCUGCGACCGCAAAGAAGCUUAA